Taeniopygia guttata (zebra finch) is the source of this 1863-nucleotide messenger RNA. It is a transcript of the gene CCDC82, whose product is annotated as coiled-coil domain containing 82. NCBI's taxonomy places the organism in Eukaryota, Metazoa, Chordata, Aves, Passeriformes, Estrildidae. The record is from RefSeq and is a predicted model, not a curated record. Gene Ontology annotation, cellular component: nucleus.
CCGGGGGCGGCCCCGAACGGCCCCGGGGGCGGCCCCGGGAGCGGCAGCGGCAGCGGCGCCCCUGACCCGAUUCCUGCAGUGCGGCCGCGCCGGCCGCGGGAGCUUCUGCGGUCCUGCGUGAGCUGCAGCCUCUCCAGAAGUUGCUGUGCGUGCUGAGUUCUGUUUGCUGCUGGUUUUCGCGUGAGUCUCUUAAUGGUGCUGCUAAGUCAUAAGCAGGUGUGUUGCUACAGCUUUCCGAUGGGGCUAAAGGCAGCUGUCAAAAGAUACGAAACAAGAGGUAAGACAGCGGGGACCAAAGCGGCAUCCUCCAAAUCCCGAAUCGAUUGGAGGCGCACUAGAAGGGCGCUGAUACUGCCCGACAGCAACGACGAAUCCUCAGUCUCCUCUGAGCAGGAGGAGGAGUCUGCCACAUCCGAAAGUGAAACAGACGAACGAGAUCAGACGGCUGUGGAGGGCGGUCCUUCGGAUCAGCAGGAGAAAGUCCACAGUGGGGAAGUUGCGGAAGAUGGUGAUGACGAGCGCGUUGUGCCUGGGAGGCGUAAGAGGUCGAGCUCCUCUGUCAUGUUGGACAGCGAUGAAAGUGAGGACAGUGACAUACUUGUUAGAAAGGUUUCUGCCAAACGCCGCUGUAUCCUGGAUGACGAUGAGAAUUCUGAAGAACAGCGGCCUGAUAAAACAUGCCCUACAGAGAAUGUUUCUGCGAGUAGGAAACAGAAAGUUCUUGCAAAAUUGAAGGAACUUGUAAGACAAAGUGCAGCUCGGAGAUCCUGCAGCGGUGCAAAUUGUGAGGAUUCUAAUAGUGAAUCAGCAGUAGAAGAGGAACCAUUCUGUCAGCUGCCCCUCACACCAUCAGAAGGCAGUGAAACUGAUGGUGACAGCAUAAAAGAUUUUGUAGUAGAGGAAGAGGAAAAUGAUGAUGGUGAUGACAUUGACAACACAGAGCAUGUGAAGAAUGAAAAUCAGCCACAUCAAAAGCAACCAAAUCCAUCAAACAGCGAGCUGCUGGCACGCUACAUCCCACAGUUAUCUCGCUGUGAUCAUUAUGUACAUUUUAAAAGAACAGUAAAGGCUUUCCUCAUAAAUGCAAUUGAUGAUUCUUUUCUGAGCUCAUUAUAUGAUGGAACGAGACGAAAGAAAUAUGCACAAGAAAUGCUUCUCUCACUUCAUUAUUUGGAUGACCGCUUCAUUCAGCCUCGUCUUGAGAACCUAAUCUGUACAAGUCGCUGGAAGGAUCGAUACAAGAACCGUGUGGAUUGCUACCCAUAUGUUUGCAUAAGCUUGCAAACUGGAAAAAAUAUGUCUUGUCAGGCCUGUGCGCUGAAGCGGUGCUGUAAGUUCAACGUGUCGCUCUCUGGAAGGCUUUAUAAUAGUAAAACUUUGGAAGUGGAUGACUUCAUGUCAGAAGAUAAACAGGUUUUGAAGGUUGGCAUGGUGUGUGCAAAUCGUACAAGAGUUUAUCACAACUUGAAACACUUCAAGUACAAGCUAUACAUGGAUUGCAGCUCCGUUGUUGAAUUGGAUGGCGUUGUGGAUGAACCAGUCAAAGGCACUGUAGAGCGGCUUUUCAGCCACUUGGAAAAGACUGGGUGGAUUCAGAAGAGAUACAAUGAUCUUGAAGAUUACAUGGAAGAUGCAGACAAUUUUCAAGAAGAAAAAAUUGAUUAAGAGGUCAUAUAGCUCUUUGAAAGACAUCUUUAAAAAUGUGUAUGGCCUACUUCAUCUGCAUGCACUUUUAUCUCUGCCUGGACUUCAAGAUUUCUAUGUAGGCUGUUAUACUGAAAUUCAUAUGCCUUUAAAUUAGUUUGAUAAUGUGCUGUAUCUUUUUUCUCAUCUGUGUCAAUACAAAUCCAAAGUUUUACCAAA